This is a messenger RNA of Ornithodoros turicata, 2126 nucleotides long. RefSeq lists its product as uncharacterized. The coding region runs from base 392 to 2110 and encodes 572 amino acids. The transcript is spliced from 18 exons. Lineage: Eukaryota; Metazoa; Arthropoda; Arachnida; Ixodida; Argasidae. The record is from RefSeq and is a predicted model, not a curated record.
UACGUUAGCUCACGCCAUACGGCUUCGCAGAGACGCUGAUGCCGGAGGAGCACAGACCAAGGUUGUCCUGGCGGCAGUUGUAGGCAUCGUUGUCACCAUAGUAAUAAUCAUUGUCCUGCUGAUUCCCAAGGGUUCAGCAACUGGAACAACAACACCAAAAGUAGAAGAGGCAGCCUCAAACAAGACCGGAAAUUCUACAGUUGCACCAAGUUCCACCAAGGCAACUCCUGCGCCAGAUGGUAAGCCAGAUAGUCAUCCUGGUCAACCUGAGACACCUGAUACACCUGAUCAACCUGUAACGAAGGAGACAAUACCUAAGGAUUUCGUGGCUUGCGUAUCCAAGGAGUGUACGGAUACAGGAAAACUGACAGAUUGCACAGAUAUCAUCGUUAUGAAUGACGAUCCAGAUAUCAGCACCUUCAAAGCCAACAAAGCAACAGACAAACGGCACUACAUAGGGUUCGAGUUCAAGGUCCUGAAAAAAAUGCAACCAAAUGAUCUGACUUCUACGCUGCAAGGCUCGUUAACUAACGGUUACGCUGUUCUGGGUGUUGACCCCUCUGAAGGAGAUGUGGAAUCAACUCUGAAGAAACUCGACGCUAAGAAAUUGCUGAUCGUGAGUAUCCCAUACGUCAAAGAUAUUGAAAAAAGCCAGGACAAGAUAACAGCACUGAAGGCUGACCUCAUUGUACUUGAAACUCACAUGAAAAAGCCAACAGGCGAUGGCCCUCUAGCUCCAUCAGUGUGGGUCACAGCUCCUACUGGUGUUUCUGCCACUGCUACUUUUGCUGACGUCAAAGCAACUCUACAGAAGCUACAGGACGGGAAAGUGCAUUUCUCCAUUUCUGCCUCCGUAGCGGUGUUCGAGUACACAAGUACUGUUGCCGUAGACGCCGCUAAUUUGUUCACCCAAACGAUGACAGGCAGCGAAGGACAAGCGUUGUUCGAAGAGACUGGGUGCGAACAAAGAAUUGAGGAAACUAAUCACAACAUCGCUGUGGUGGAAGAUAAAACAAAGAUGAAGCUGCAGGUGUACGAGAAUGAUGCAACUCUGAAGGCAAAGGUUGACGCCGCUACAGCCACACCAACGGACGUCCCAGGAUGGACACUAUUUGAUGUAAUGUGUAAGAAAUCACCCACCCCAUCUGAAUGCCCCAUGAGAUAUGAGAACCCGGUCGACGUAAUAAAGACCAAAGAUGACUGGACGAAGACACCAUCCGGCGGUACACCAACGGUCGUCGAAGCACCGAAUAUUCCCAUAUUCUGCGUGGUUAAGCCGGACACAUCGUGUACAGCGACAACUGCAAUGUCUUUCAGCAACUGCGAUGGUGUCAUGUACUACGAUCCCGCAUGGGAUAUGGCAAGCGAUCCUACAGAUGCCCUGUACGCAGCCGUGCACACAAAGGCGGCUAAUGACGACAAGUAUUACAUCGGCGUCAGUUACGGAAAACUUGACCUGGACAAAAUACCUGUGGAUUUCAAAAGUAUUGCGUUGAUGGAUAUCGAUUCCGAAACAACUACCGCAACCGAUGUGAACACGAAGCUGACCGAUGCUAAGGUGCAAAGUCUGAAACGUGCUGUGGGGAUCAUUGGCGAAAAAGAACUUGAUAAAUGGAUGGCUGAUACCGAAAAAGGUGUCUAUAUCAUUCUUCAGACCAUUACCAAACCCCCGACCACGCCCUGUCAAGUUAUGCCUACAUCUCCGUGGAAAGCAGAUUUGACAAAAGCAGCUGCGACGAUAACGAGCCGGAAAGGCGUUGCUCUGUCGCUCACUCUAGAAGGGAUAACUUACACUAUUACAACGCCUAGCGCGACUGAUGCUGCAGCAGUAGCAGAUGAAGUGCUGAACUCCGCAACUUUAACUGCCUGUACAGCUGCAGUAGACGCUGAUAUGUCAAACAAUUGCGCGAGCUCCGCCGACAACACUGACAAGGAUAAUUCAGUUUCCCUGGAUACAGCUAAAACGGCGGCAACCGUAUUCGAGAGCAAAGACAGCAUCACGGCCAAAAAAACCAUUUGGAAAACGCCUUGGGCUGUGUUUUGGACAGCAUGCAAAGCCCGUAGCACGGAUUGUCAAGCAGUGGAUGACUUAGUCAAAGUAUUGAAAUAAAAAAAAAAAAACUUCA